Molecule: messenger RNA, 1062 nt
Organism: Phaethon lepturus (White-tailed tropicbird)
Lineage: Eukaryota; Metazoa; Chordata; Aves; Phaethontiformes; Phaethontidae
Product: pinopsin
Exons: 5
Coding region: 1-1062 (353 amino acids)
Biological process (GO): phototransduction; G protein-coupled receptor signaling pathway; visual perception
Cellular component (GO): photoreceptor outer segment; membrane
Molecular function (GO): G protein-coupled receptor activity
Source: RefSeq, a predicted model, not a curated record
AUGUACUCCUCCAACAGCUCACAGGAGCCCCCAAAUAACGGGACCCCGGGGCCUUUCGAUGGCCCCCAGUGGCCCCACCAGGCGCCGCGGGGCAUGUACCUGUCAGUGGCCGUGCUGAUGGGCAUCGUUGUGGUCUCCUCCUCGGUUGUGAACGGCUUGGUCAUCGUGGUGUCCAUCAGGUACAAGAAGCUCCGGUCUCCCCUGAACUACAUCCUGGUGAACCUGGCCGUGGCCAACCUGCUGGUGACGCUCUGCGGCAGCUCUGUCAGCUUCUCCAACAACAUCAACGGCUUUUUUGUGUUUGGCAAACAGAUGUGCGAGCUGGAGGGCUUCAUGGUCUCCCUGACGGGUAUCGUGGGGCUGUGGUCCCUGGCCAUCCUGGCCUUUGAGCGGUACGUCGUGGUCUGCAGACCCCUGGGAGGCUUUCGGUUCCAGCACCGGCACGCCGUCAGCGGCUGCGCCUUCACGUGGAGCUGGUCCCUGCUCUGGACAACCCCACCACUCAUGGGCUGGAGCAGCUACGUGCCUGAAGGUCUGAGAACCUCCUGCGGGCCCAACUGGUACACCGGCGGCAGCAACAACAACAGCUACAUCUUGGCCUUGUUUGUCACCUGCUUCGUGAUGCCCCUCAGCCUGAUUCUCUUCUCCUACACCAACCUGCUGAUGACCCUGCGAGCGGCUGCAGCGCAGCAGCAGGAGUCGGACACGACGCAGCAGGCGGAGAGGGAGGUGACGCGCAUGGUGAUCACAAUGGUGGUGGCCUUCCUCAUCUGCUGGCUGCCCUAUGCCACGUUUGCCUUGGUGGUGGCCACCAACGACGACAUCGCCAUCCAGCCGGCUCUCGCAUCCCUGCCCUCCUACUUCUCCAAGACCGCCACGGUUUACAAUCCAAUCAUCUACGUCUUCAUGAACAAACAGUUUCAGAGCUGCCUGCUGAAAAUGGUGUGCUGUGGUCACCACUCCUGGGGGACAGGAAAAACUGCUCCGGCUGCCCCUGGCCCCCACGCAGGCGUCGCUGCAGACGGGCUGCGGGAUAAGGUGACACCAUCUCAUCCUGUCUAA